AUGUUGCUCUCUCUCUCUUUCUCUCUCUAUCACUAUCUAUCUAUCUAUCUAUCUAUCUAUCUAUCUAUCUAUCUAUCUCUUUCUCUCUUGGCUUACGGCCAUAUCACUUAUUAUUUUGGAUUUUCAGUGACCCAUUCUGGCCUUUUUCCAUCUUGUUUGCUUUCUCAGAUUUUCUUGUUCUUUGACUUUUUAGUCCAUUCCGGAAAUAUUGUUUGUUUUUCUUUUCUUUCUUUUUUUUUUUGCUAUCCUCUCAUUCUUUUUACUUUUCUUUUCUUUUCUUUUCUUUUCUUUCUUCUCCUACUCUUAUUACUUAUUCUACACCUUCUACUAAAUUUUGAAGUUAAUCCUGAUCUUUACCACUUUUCUCUUCUUUCUUUCUUUCUUUCACGUUCUUCUUCUUCUAACCUUUUAUUUUCUUCCUCUUUCUUCAUUUUCUUUCCUUUAACUUUUUCUUCUUUUCUUUUUUCAUCUUCUUUUACCCCUUUCUAUCCUAUUCUACUUUUUCUUCGCUGCUUCUCCCCUGUAUCUAUUCUUCUCGUCCUUUCUUCUUCUUCUUCUUCUUCUUCUUCUUCUUCUUCUUCUUCUUCUUCUUCUAUUAUUACUACUACUACUACAAAUACGUUUAAUCAUUUUCGUCCUUUCCUUCGACAAUAUUUCUUCGUCUAUUCUUAUUUUCCACCUAAUCUCCGCUACUUGUCUUCAUUCUUUCUCUCCUAUCCUUUCUUUCUUCUUUCUUUAUUUCCUUCCUUCCUUCUCUCCCCUCUUCUCCUUCCUCAUCCUUCAUUUUGUCUAUAUAGCAGAAAUUUCCAAACAACCUUUCGUUUUGAAAGGUGA
Molecule: messenger RNA, 834 nt
Organism: Acanthosepion pharaonis
Lineage: Eukaryota; Metazoa; Mollusca; Cephalopoda; Sepiida; Sepiidae
Source: the annotation of a GenBank genome assembly